Molecule: messenger RNA, 347 nt
Organism: Caenorhabditis sp. 36 PRJEB53466
Lineage: Eukaryota; Metazoa; Nematoda; Chromadorea; Rhabditida; Rhabditidae
Source: the annotation of a GenBank genome assembly
AUGUACCAGGAGAUCUUCGUGACCGCUUCCGAAAGUGUCUUUGACUACCUCAAAGGUCAGCGAUUUGCGCUUUCCACACCAUUUCUGACGCCUAUUCUGCAGGUCUCACGGCUCCUGUUCGCCCCCGCAACGUGUUCGCCGUCAUCGAGCUGCACCAUUUCAACGACGACGACUAUCCGGACAUUUGGAUGCUGCCCAAGAAAACGGAUUCUGACGAGAAGCCCGAGAAGCCACGCCCCCCGCCACGUGGCGAUUCCAAGCUCACUACCGUCCAGCAUACUGACAAUGCGCUGAAAAACAAGACGUCCGAACCGGCGAUGUCUCUGAGCAGAAUGUCAAAAUCCUGA